Molecule: messenger RNA, 4146 nt
Organism: Phlebotomus argentipes
Lineage: Eukaryota; Metazoa; Arthropoda; Insecta; Diptera; Psychodidae
Product: periodic tryptophan protein 2 homolog
Exons: 7
Coding region: 155-3019 (954 amino acids)
Biological process (GO): ribosomal small subunit assembly; maturation of SSU-rRNA from tricistronic rRNA transcript (SSU-rRNA, 5.8S rRNA, LSU-rRNA)
Cellular component (GO): small-subunit processome; Pwp2p-containing subcomplex of 90S preribosome
Molecular function (GO): protein binding
Source: RefSeq, a predicted model, not a curated record
CAUCUGAAUAACAUGUGGAUGUGUUUUGAUUUUCAUUAGCUGACGCGAAAUGUGUGUUUUGAUAGGCUUUUGACGCUGUUUUCUCUGGUUUAGCCUAAUAACUUUUGAUCGAAAGUAUUAAAUAAAGUGUAGUGAAGAAGUGUUCAAUGCAAAUAUGAAGUUUGCAUACAAGUUUCAGAAUCUGCUGGGCACAGUGUACCGGAAGGGGAAUCUUCAGUUCACACCUGACGGGAAUUCUGUGAUAAGCCCCGUGGGCAAUAGGAUAACCAUCUACGAUCUCAAGAACAACAAAGUCAAGUCUCUAUCCUUGGAGAGUCGAUUCAACUACACAGCAAUUGAUAUCUCUCCCAAUGGAGCCAUUCUGCUGGCUGUCAAUGAGAUUGGCGAGGCGCAGAUGAUCAGCACAGUUUCUUUCUCCGUUAUUUGCACUCACAAGUUCUCCAGUGGCGUUUCUGGGCUGAAAUUCAGCCCGGAUGGGAAGUACUUCGCCGUGUGCAUGCAGAACGUGCUGUUCAUCUACAAGACGCCGGGACAGUUGACGGGCGAGUAUGGAUCGUUCGUGCUGAAGAUGCUCUUCAGGAAUGCCCACGACGACUUGACGUGCGUGGAUUGGUCUUCGGACUCUCGAGUGGUGCUUGUGGGAUCGAAGGACAACUGCACUCGGAUUUACGGAGUGGAGAAGUUCACACGCUUCCGGACAGUCGUGCUGGGCGGUCACACAGACGCUAUUGUUGGUGGUUUCUUCGAAGACAAGAGUCUCCACAUGAACAGCGUGAGCAGAAAUGGUCAGCUUUGCGUGUGGGAAGCUAAUCUCGGUCUGAAGGAUCUCGUGACGUCCGAUGAGAAGGCAAAGGAACCCAGAGAGAAGCGUCAGCGUCAAGCAGAUGAUGAUGAGGAUGAGUUUGACGAAGAGAAAGACGUUGAGCUGGAGAAGGAGUCUGCAGCCACAGAAGUGUUGCCGGAGGGAAGCGCAGGAGACGAUGAGGAGCGUGACAAACUGGGAAAGGUUAUUCCACGGCAGUCAGAGGCAACGAAGCAGGACAACAUGAAGAUCAAGUACACGAGAGUCUUGCGAUUCUACCUCGCUGAUGAGGCGCGAAAGACUUCUCCUCAGGCUGUUCUCACGGCUUCGGCGUACCACAGAAGGACGAAGAUUCUCGUGUCGGCCUUCUCGUCGGGCGCUUUCUUCCUCCACGAGCUGCCCGAGGUGAAUCUCAUCCACUCGCUCAACAUCUCCGACUACCAAAUCGACACGGCGACGUUCAACAACACCGGCGACUGGGUGGCUCUGGGCGUCGCCGGCGUGGGACAGCUGCUGGUGUGGGAGUGGCAGAGUGAGAACUACGUGAUGAAGCAGCAGGGUCACUCCAGCGACAUGACGUGCCUCACUUACUCCCCGGACGGCCAAUUCGUGGCCACGGGUGGCGACGAUGGCAAGGUGAAGUUGUGGAAUCUGCACACGGGCUUCUGCUUCGCCACCUUCAGUGACCACGCGGCGCCCAUCACGGCGGUGGAGUUCAGCCGGAACAAGAAGUUCAUCGUCAGCGCAUCGCUGGAUGGAACGGUGAGGGCUUUCGAUAUGAUGCGCCACAGGAACUUCCGCACCUUCACAACGCCACAGCCGACGCAGUUCUCCAGCGUGGCGCUGGAUUGCUCGGGAGAACUCGUGGCGGCCGGCAGUCAGGAUGUGUUUGAGAUUUAUCUGUGGUCGGUGAAGUUGGGCAAACUGCUCGAGGUCCUGAGUGGUCAUGAGGCGCCUGUGAUGGCGCUCGCUUUCUCGCCAAAUCCCACAUCGUCGACACUUGUGUCUGGAUCGUGGGACAAAACGCUGAAGGUGUGGAAUUGCCUGGAGAGCACGAGUGAUCAUGAGUCCAUUGAUCUCAUGUCGGACGUCGUGGCGGUGGCUUUUCAUCCGGGUGGCGAGGAAGUGGCCGCAGCCACUCUCAACGGCAACAUCUCUGUCUUCCACGCCAAGAGUGCACAGCAAGUGGCCCUGAUUGAGGGUCGCAAUGACCUGGGCAGUGGCGUUUCCGAGGUGGAUGUCGUCACGGCGAAGAAGAACUUGCAAGGAAAGUGCUUCACCACAAUUUCCUACUCCGCUGACGGCGAUUGCAUCCUUGCGGCUGGCAAGUCCAAGAACAUUUGCAUCUAUCACGUGAAGGAGGACAUGCUGUUGCGGAAAUUCGAGGUGACACAGAAUCAGAGCCUCGACGGACUGAGUGAUUUCCUCAAUCGUCGCAAUGUGACGGAGUUUGGCAACUUGGCCCUCGUGGAGCGCCGUGAACCGCUCGAGGGUGGCAAUGUGGCCGUUCGGCUGGCCGGCGUGCAGCACGGCGACAUGGCCGCGCGGAGCUUCAAGCCGGAAUUCCGCGUGACGUGCGUUCGCUUCUCGCCCACGGGCAUCUCAUGGGCGGCCGCGUGCACGGAGGGCCUCAUGGUGUAUGCGCUGGACAAGGGAAUUGUCUUCGAUCCCUACCACCUGUCGCAGGAAGUCACGCCGAAGGCGACGCGCGAGUUGCUGCAGCGUCAGGAGUUCUCCAGGGCGCUCAUCAUGGCGCUGAAGCUCAACGAGACGCCACUAAUCCAUCAGGUGAUCGAAUCUGUGCCGCUAAAAGACGUGAAGUUGGUGGUGAAGAGCCUGCCGGAGGAGUUUGGUGAGCGUCUGGGUGAGAUUGUGGCUCAGCUGCUGACCAACACGCCACACGUUCAAUUCCAUCUGCAGUGGGCAUGCGAAGUGAUCACGUUCUUCGGGCCGAAGGAGAAUGUCCUGCCACAUCACGCUCUUCUCGCGUUACACCAGAGUCUCUCGCGGAAAUACGAGACACUGUCGAAAGUAUGUGAUUUCAACAGAUACACAAUCAGAGUCCUUAAAUCCGUGGCGGACGCUCGUGUGGCGGCAGAGCAGGAAGUUCCUGUGUCUGAGGAUGAUGAGAUGAUGAUGUCGAUGGCUGAAAGGGAGGCGGAGGACGUGGAAGAAGACGAAAUUGCCGACGAGGAGGACGAAGAAGUUUCGGAUUGAGUGGGUGGCGCGCGCGCAGGAGAGGAAGAAAGAUAACAAAAGGAGAGAGAGAGAGAGGAGAAGAGAGAUUUAUGGGAAGAAAGUGGCUGAAUUUGCGGCGUUCGGCACCAUUGAGAAAGGCGACAUUGUGGUCUCUAUUCACAGGAGAGUAAAAUGUACAAUAUAUAAUGUUAAUUCUUUAGUGGUUUUUUUCUUUCUUUUAAAUCCUCAUUAAAAUAGAUCUUACUUCACAUCUGAAAAUAUCUGCUCAUUUCUUUGAAAAUAUGCUUCAACAACAACAUCUUGUCAAUCUCGCGUGUGAUAGCGGCAAAAAUAUAGUUGAAUUUCUUCGUUAUCACAAAAUUUAUCUAUAUAUGGAGGAAAUCUACAGCAUCUCAUGUACUUUCACAAUUUUUCCUUUUUCUCCUUUUCGAUGUGGCAAUGGCUGGGCUCUUGAGAGGCUCGAAUUGAGGCUGUUGGCCGAAGAACAGGGACUGUAAUUUAUACUUUUACAUUGGAUAGAGUGUGGAUUUUGUGGGGCGAGUCGUUCGUCUCGAAUGUCCCGCCAAAUUAUAAAUGGAUAAAAUAAUAAGGAGAGAUUCUUCGGGCCUCGAUGUGUGCAGAAAAUGUUCUUCAUUUUAAUGGCCUAGCUAAUGCGGAGCUUUUCCAUUUCCUAACUAGUAAUUAUUAUCAUAAGCACCAUAUUUUAUCAUCUUAUCAAUAUUAAUUAUUGGGUAUUGUAUGACAUUACUCAAUAUAUUUUUUACUUUUUGCGCCAUUUUCUGAGGCAUUUCUUGAGUGCUCGUGAGUGGCGACAGAAUGAAAUGUGUUUGAAAGGGACAAUGCGACUCCUUGGAAGUUUUGAAAAUCUUCUCUUGCGUCCUCUUCGCGUGUCUGAUUCUUCUUUCAUGUUCUUUAAUGCUAAUUAAAGAUAAUUUUAUAUAUAAAUUUUGAAGGCAACCUCGUUUGUAGGUAUUUAAUUUCGCUAUAAUAGAUUAUAUUCUCGCACUGUUUAUAGUUUUUCUUCUCUCUUAUCUCCAAAUCUGUCUCACUUUCCUUCCCAUUUAUGUGGCGUUCUUGUGUGUGUGUGUGUGUGUGUGUUUUCGUUGAGUUGCGAGGGGAGAAAGAAGGUGUAAUUAAUUGAGUUG